Messenger RNA from Rhipicephalus sanguineus (brown dog tick), 1272 nucleotides. RefSeq names its product elastin. The coding region runs from base 1 to 1272 and encodes 423 amino acids. The record is from RefSeq and is a predicted model, not a curated record. The transcript is spliced from 5 exons. Lineage: Eukaryota; Metazoa; Arthropoda; Arachnida; Ixodida; Ixodidae.
AUGGUUGCCUUCCUUGCAAGCCUCAUCUUGGCCCUGGUUGCCGGUGCUUUGAGCCACCCCGUCGUUCCAGCUGGCCUUGGCUUCGGCUAUGUGGCCGCUCCGGCCACCCUGAAUUACCACGUCACCCCAGCAUUCGCCCCGGUAGUCGCAGCCGCUCCAGCUGUGACGUAUCACGCUGCUCCAGCAGUUGCCACUGUCGCUGCCGCACCAGCAGCAACCGUCACUAAGGUGGACACCUACCACGCUGCCCCGGCCGUAACCAGCGUUGCUGCUGCUCCGGUAGUGGCUACCGCUCCGGCCUCCACUGUCACCAAGGUCGACACUUAUCACGCGGCUCCGGCUGUCACUAAGGUGACAACAGUCGAGACUGCUCCAGCCGUUGCCAAGGUAGCCACGGUCCACGCUACGCCUGCUGUGACCCGGGUGGACACCACUUAUCACGCCGCUCCUGUCGUAGCUUCGACCCCUGCCGUCACCAAGGUUGCUACCGUUCACGCUGCUGCUCCAGCCGUGACCCGCGUCGAUACUUACCAUGCUACCCCAGCUGUUGCAACAGUGGCUGCGGCCCCAGUAGUGGCUGCCGCUCCAGCCGUCACCCGCGUCGACACCUACCAUGCUACCCCAGCUGUUGCCACAGUGGCUGCUGCUCCAGUAGUGGCUGCCGCUCCAGCCGUUGCCGGCGUUGCUGCUGUUACUCACGCCGUGCCUGCUUUUCCUGCGUACCAUGGUGCUCCACUUGUGGCUGCCGCUGCUCCGGUCUACGGAUACGGUGUCGGAGCUUUUGGCUAUGGCCUAGGACACUACGGCUACGGAUACGGUCUUGGCGCCUACGGCCUCAACUAUGGCUACGGCCUCGGCUCUCCUUUCCACUAUUCAAACCUCCUUCUCCGCAAGAAGAAGUCAUCAGUGAGAUCGGCGGCCAGAGAUCAAGGGGCUCACGACACGUGGCAGCCGUUCCGCACCUGUCUUGUCCUGGCCCUGGCCACCUGUGCCUUUGCUGGCUACAUCGGCUACCCCUACACUUACUCCGUGGCUGCUCCGACCUAUGCUGCUUACCACGCGCCCGUUGCUGCCGCUGUGUCCACCGUGCACCACACGCCCGCUUUCACAUAUGGCUAUGGAUAUCCAGGCUACCCCUACGGACUUGGUGCCUACGGUUUGAGCUACGGAUAUGGUCUUGGUGGCCUCGGCUACACCCCAUUCCUCAAGAAGUUGUCCGGGGCAUCACAGUACUUGCAGAUGUACGAGUGCUCAGUCGAUGAGAUACGGUGA